GGCGCGCUGCGUUGAUACAUCCCUGUUACUGAUAUUCGUCAGUGAAUAUUUGAUACGAAGCAAUAUCGGUAUAUAGUUUCGCUUAUACGAUUUCGUGCACUCGGUAAUCGCUCGGCUUGAUUCGGCAUCGCUACAUAAAAUACGCGAUGCGGAGCAAUAUCGAUAUACAGUUUCUAAAAUACACGAUAUUGCCAUAAUAUAUAGAUUCAAUGACAUAUAGUCAUCAAUAUACGAUUUGUAACGCCCAUCCCUCCCUAUUCAAAUUAAAUUAGUACCUACUUUGUGAACGGAUUCAACACGUCCUAAAUCUAGAAAUUAAAUUCUUUUGUGACGAUGUACUUCCCCUUCAAUAUUCAAGAAAGAUAGGUUAGUCUAGUCACUAGAAUAACGACAUGAGCUCUGUGAAAAGUUUGGGUUUUUUAACUACAAGAAUCCUUGUGCCACGACUGGAUAUCACAAAAUUUCAGGGUCAUUACGUAAAUAGGCAUAAAGAUACUACUCAAUGCCAAUGUCACAAUACAGAACAGAGACGCACAUUUCUAAGUUUCCCAAAAGAAAAUCGAACCAGAGUUUAUGCUGGAAGACAACUGGUGGGGUAUACAAUGGAACAGAUGUUUGAAGUGGUGUCUGAUGUGGACAGUUACUAUAAGUUUGUUCCAUGGUGCAAGUUGUCUUUAGUAAAAGAAAGAGGGAAAGGUUUCCUAAAAGCAGAUUUGGUGGUUGGAUUCCCACCAAUCAAUGAAAGUUACACUUCCAAAGUGACUUUCAUAAGACCACACCAGGUGAAAGCUGAAUGCACAGAAGGCAAACUUUUCCACCAUAUGCUCACUCUUUGGAGAUUCAGUCCUGGCCUUAAGAGGGAGCAGCAGUCAUGUGUUGUAGAUUUUCAAAUAACAUUUGAAUUUCGCUCUACCUUCCAUUCUCAUAUAUCUAACUUGUUCUUUGAUCAAGUAGCUCGACAAAUGGAAAGCGCGUUUAUAAGAGAAGCAGGUCGACGCAACGGUCCAGCCACAAUGCAACCGAAGAAUUUACUAGUUAAUAAUCAGGCACAGGCAAAAAGUUGACAAAAGUAAAAUGGUUUAGCUCCAAUUUAUUACAGUUAUCAUACAGUAUGUAUUUGUAUUGUGAUAAUUUUGUGUAUGUUAUUUAUUGUUAAUGAGUUAUUUAAUCCAAUGAAAACUGCAGGGAAGCUGGGCUUCAGUGUUUAUUUUAACAAUUAGAAGAAAGUGUCAAGUAUUAUUACACAUGUUUAUUUACAUUUGCCCACAUUGUGAUAUUGUUACUGGUAUUUUCGGUUUGUUGUUAGGGCCAGUUGGUACGUUUUCUAUUUUCCUCAUGACAAGUAGUCCAUCAAUAACUCUUCCGAACACUACAUGCUUAUUAUCUAAAAAGUUGCACUUAGCACAGGUGAUGAAAAACUGACAACCAUUGGUGUCUUUGCCACUGUUGGCCAUAGA
This is a messenger RNA of Hyposmocoma kahamanoa, 1457 nucleotides long. Its product is annotated as coenzyme Q-binding protein COQ10 homolog A, mitochondrial. Bases 393 to 1064 code for a protein of 223 amino acids. Gene Ontology annotation, cellular component: mitochondrion. NCBI's taxonomy places the organism in Eukaryota, Metazoa, Arthropoda, Insecta, Lepidoptera, Cosmopterigidae. The record is from RefSeq and is a predicted model, not a curated record. Gene Ontology annotation, biological process: ubiquinone biosynthetic process; cellular respiration. The transcript is spliced from 3 exons. Gene Ontology annotation, molecular function: ubiquinone binding.